Moesziomyces antarcticus is the source of this 657-nucleotide messenger RNA. Its product is annotated as DNA-binding protein. The transcript has a single exon. The record is from RefSeq and is a predicted model, not a curated record. Gene Ontology annotation, cellular component: nucleoplasm; cytoplasm; kinetochore. The coding region runs from base 1 to 657 and encodes 218 amino acids. Lineage: Eukaryota; Fungi; Basidiomycota; Ustilaginomycetes; Ustilaginales; Ustilaginaceae. Gene Ontology annotation, biological process: mitotic spindle assembly checkpoint signaling.
AUGGCGACGGCACAGGCAGCCGCGGCGACACGCACGCACCUCACGCUCAAGGGAUCGACGGCGCUCGUGCACGAGUUCUUCAACUACUCGGUGCAGUCCAUCCUGUACCAGCGCAACAUCUAUUCGCCGGACGACUUCAAAACGGUCAAAAAGUAUGGUCUUCAAAUGCUCGUCACCACCGACGAUGGGUUGGCCGAGUAUCUGGAUACCGCCAUGGCGCAACUUAAAGUCUGGUUGGAGAGGGGCGACGUCACACGGCUUGUUGUCGUCAUUGUCGAGAAGGACUCGGGCGAGACGCGAGAGCGAUGGCAAUUCGACGUCGAGGUGAUCAAUCAACCUCUCAGCGAUACUGCGGAAGACGAAAAGAAGGGAUCGGGGGUGAAGAAGACGGAUGCCCAAGUGAGGGCGGAAAUCGCUGCGCUGAUCAAACAGAUCACUGCCAGCUGCACCUUUUUGCCCGUGCUGGACGAGCCGUGUGCAUUUCAAAUCCUCGCCUACACAAACAAGGACACCGAAGCUCCUGCCGACUGGAUCGACUCCGACGCACGCUUGAUAGCAGAGGGCCAGGCCGAACAGGUCCGCCUCCGCAGCUUUAGCACCCACGUCCACCGCGUAGACGCCAUGGUCGCCUACCGCAGAGAAGAAGAUGACGACUAG